AUGUUCCAAUCUGCUAUCGUACUUUCACAGAAAUACAAUAUCUCAAUGCAAAGUCAAUAUCUCGGAUGGGAAUCAGGACAAACUGGUGGAAAUAUAAUGAAUGCUCUGAGUGAUACAUGUCAAUGUGCAUCUUCGUCAAUACUCCUCGGGAUCGUUGGCCCAACACUAUCAAGCGAAGCACAGCAAAUUGCAAACUUCGGCGAAAGAAUUGGCCUGCCGGUUAUAUCGUACUCUGCUACUGAUCCACAACUAUCCGAUCGAAAUAGUUAUCCAACGUUUUAUCGUACUGUCCCAUCCGAUAACGAAGCUGCCGUUGCACUCGUGAAAUUAUUUCUGAAAUUCAAUUGGACAUCUUGCGUCGUUGUUUAUCAAAAUGAUCUAUUCGGAACCAAUGGAAUCAAUGCAAUCAAUAAUGCAUUUAUCAAUCAAGGUCUAGCAAUACUAAAAUUUAUUAUUUUUGACAUCGCAACACUGACAUUUCGAGAAGAUCUCAAAAGUUCUUUAGUUAAUAGUCCGACACGAAUUGUUAUAUUGUGGGUAAGUGUCAGUUAUGCAUCGACAAUUAUCCAAAACGCUCUUGACAACGGUGUUCUCGGUCCUAAAUUUACCUGGAUAUCGAGCACAAGUAUUUCCCUGACUUCUUUUAACUCAACCUACUAUUCGAAUUUAAUUGGAAUGCUCACGGUCGAACCUGUCACAGGCAGUGUUGUCGGUGCAACAAUAAAUCAAACAUUAUUGAAUGCUGCUUAUGACGUAUGGAAAGAAUAUGAACCGGAAACAUUUCCUUCCUCAGUAAAAGUCAAUCCAUAUGCAUUGUUUGCAUUUGAUGCUGCGUGGGUAUUAAUUCAAUCCUUAGAACAACUUUGCUUACAAAUGAAUCACUCAUGUCUGACAACGAACGGUUCUUCAUAUUGUUUUGAUCGAUAUUUUGUUAAUUCCAAUCAAUUAUUGAAUAUAAUAAACUCAAUGAAGUUUCUUGGCAUUUCUGGUCCAAUUAAAUUUACUUCAAACUCAACCGAUCGAAUGGAUGGUUCGUAUUACUAUGUCCAAAAUAUUCAGUCCACAUCGACUGGCAUUGGCUUCGCUCCUGUAUUAGAAUAUUUGGAUCCUGGGGAUUGGAAUACUUAUCCAGGAUCGAAUGUUAUUGUCUGGCCAGGUAAUUCAUUGAUACCACCAACCGGUCGCGUUCUACUUGACAGUGUUACUGUACGAAUUGGAGUUAUUGCAACACCUGUAUAUACGAUAGUCAAUGGCGGAUCAACAUCGAACUUAACUGGAUACGCGAUUGAUUUAAUCGAGCUUUUACGCAGUCAACUAAACUUUAUUCCGGAUAUUCAAUUAGCACCCGAUAAUCAGACGUAUGCAGGACUGAUUCAAGCUGUCGCCGACGGAGUUUAUGACAUGGUUGUUGGCGAUGUAACAGUGACUGCUGCACGACGAGAACUUGUUGAUUUUUCGAAUUCUAUAUUCGAUAAUGCUUUGCAACUUAUGGUCAGAAAAACUUAUACAAGUGCACCUGAUCCCUUAUCGUUUCUAAAACCAUUUUCAUUGAACCUAUGGAUCACAUCUUUAUUUUCCUGGGUCUUUGCCUCCGUCUUAUUUUGUUUCUUUGAACGUGACGAAAAUGACAUCUUAGCAAAUCGAACUUUUUUCUCUCAAAUAGCGAUGAGUUUAUGGUAUUGUCUUGGCCAUUGCAUCGGACAUGGAGUCGAUUUUCAUGUACGUACAUCAUCCGGACGCUUAUUAACCGCUGCUCUUUAUCUGUUGAGUUUAGUCUUGUUAGCGUCUUAUACAGCUAACCUGGCAUCUGAUUUAACAAUCUUAAAAACUCAAAAUAUCCUCUCUGGAAUCGAUGAUCUUAAAAAUGGAAAAAUUCCACCGAAUCGUAUCGGCAUUCGNAAUCAUAAGUCGUUAUUACAUCAAAACUUGUGUUACCAAAUCCGGGCAAAAUAUGUAUCCGAUCAUUUUCUGAAUCGACAACAAUUACAUCGAGAUAAUUGUCUGGAUUCACAUAUCCCACAGUGA
This is a messenger RNA of Adineta ricciae, 2025 nucleotides long. NCBI's taxonomy places the organism in Eukaryota, Metazoa, Rotifera, Eurotatoria, Adinetida, Adinetidae. The record is from the annotation of a GenBank genome assembly.